Molecule: messenger RNA, 1990 nt
Organism: Juglans regia (Persian walnut)
Lineage: Eukaryota; Viridiplantae; Streptophyta; Magnoliopsida; Fagales; Juglandaceae
Product: pectinesterase QRT1-like
Exons: 5
Coding region: 566-1657 (363 amino acids)
Biological process (GO): cell wall modification
Molecular function (GO): pectinesterase activity
Source: RefSeq, a predicted model, not a curated record
CAUGAUCUGCAAGCAUGAUCAAAUUAAGAUCAGCCAAAAAGGAACUCUCUCUCGUUUUAAGUGAUAAAAUCCAAGUUUAAUUGGAUGGAGUCUCUUUGAAUUCUCUCUAGUUUAAACUUCCCGUACGAGCACCAUCUUUGUACUUUUAGUUUUUUUUUUUUUUUCUCCUACAAUAACUGCAACACGACUUUUAUAUAUCGUUCUUACGUACAUACGCUAGUAUGAUAUCUGUUUGCUGUUGAUGAUCUGCGAGUUGGAGUCUCGCAUGCAAGGAUUGCAAGAGACACAGCACCACGCUCCCGCAUUUAUUACUCUCACCAUUUUCACACCCCUCCGUGCCAGCUCCUAAGCUUUUAAUUAACCCUCAAAAUUGGAGAAACCCUGCAUGCACAAGGAAAAUAACAGUAUUUGGAUAGAGAAGGUCAUGGCGUUUGCUGGUUGUUUUGCUUGUUUCGUGGUUUUGUUAGGAGCUCUUUUGGGUGGCAAAGCACUCUAAGCACUUUGGAAUUAUCAGAGAUAUCCAGAGAGAUUAAUACAUACACUAGAGCCGAUCACUGAAAAUCUCAUGGGUUUGUACUCUGUUUUCAGAGCAACUUUUCUUGUGGUUUUCUUGGUUGGUAUUCAAGAGAUCAGUUCUGUGGAAGGCCAGGACGUGUAUGGAAAGAACUAUAUUAGUUGGGGUGAUCUGAAGGUCGAUGAGAAGAAGGUGGCCUCAGGAUUGAUCGUCGGAGAUGAUAAAUAUGGACAGAGGCAGGUUAUUGUGGUUGACAAGAAUGGUAGGGGAGAUUCUCUGACGGUUCAGGGAGCGGUUGACAUGGUUCCAGAGAACAAUACACAGCGAGUUAAAAUAUAUAUUCACCCAGGAAUAUACAGAGAGAAGGUCUUUGUGCCAAGUUCCAAGCCAUAUAUUUCAUUGAUUGGGAACCAGAACGGACAGUCUGAUACCAUAAUUACUUGGAACGAUAAAGCAUCCGAUAAAGAUCGCAACGGAAUUCAACUUGGAACCUAUGGAUCAGCUUCUGUAGCCAUAGAGUCUGAUUACUUUUGUGCAACUGGAAUCACUUUUGAGAACACAGUAGUUGCAGUGCCUGGAGGACACGGAAUGCAAGCAGUAGCACUUAGAAUAGCAGGUGACAAAGCAGUGUUCUAUAGAGUCGGGAUUCUGGGGACGCAGGACACUCUGUUGGAUGACACUGGAUCACACUACUUCUACCAGAGUCACAUUCGAGGAAGUGUUGACUUCAUCUUUGGAAGAUCAAGAUCACUCUAUGAGGACUGUGUCAUUCAGUCGACCGCUAAGAAUUGGGGAGCAAUUGCAGCUCAUCACAGGGAUUUACCAUAUGAAAAUACAGGGUUCUCUUUUGUAAACUGCAGGAUCACUGGAACUGGCAGUAUCCUUUUGGGAAGAGCUUGGGGAGUCUAUUCAAGAGUAGUAUUCUCACACUGUAACAUGGAUGAUAUAAUUACUCCAUCAGGAUGGAGUGAUUGGAUGGAACCGUCCAGGCAGAAGACUGUUGUGUUCGGGGAAUACCAGUGCAGGGGCAGAGGAGCAGAUAAGAGAGGCCGUGUGCCAUGGUCGAAGUCUUUCAGUUACGAGGAAGUUAGACCUUUCCUGGACAAGAAAUUCAUAGACGGAGAACAAUGGCUUAGACUUUAGUGCUUCUCUCCUAUAGCUUUCAUUGAUUUAUCAUUUCUUUAAUCAUCUCUUCAUCCUCCCGUACCAAGGAUUCUACAUGUCCUAGAGGCCAAAACAGCGCAAGGUACAGUGAGUUUCCUCUUCUCUUUCCAUCUCAAGGGUAGAACAAAGGGAAUAAUCAAGAUGGUGUAAGCUAAAACUGUAUGUACUCACAUUGUAUUGAGAUAUGAUAGAACAUGCAUUCUUUAUUUUAAUGCACUAAUUCCUCGAUGUCACUAUAAGAUGAUGGCAAUUGAUACUGAUCUCAUGGUUAUAUGUCGUGUGUUUGUAUGUGGGUGUGAGAUUGUAAAUGAA